ACUCUUAAUGUCACAUCUCUAAUCGGCGACGCCAAAACAAAAUAUAUUUUUGCACUUUUGAAAGACUUUUAACCAUUUCGCCAUGUACAACGUGGACUGCAUUCCCAUCAAGGACAUCAAGCCGGGCCUGAAGAACAUCAAUGUGAUCUUUAUCGUCCUGGAAGUGGGCGUGGCCACCGUGACGAAGGAAAACCGCGAAGUGCGGAACUUCAAGGUGGGCGACCCCACGGCCUGCAUAAAUGUCUCGAUUUGGGACGAGCCGGGAAAGCUGAUAGGCCCCGGUGAUAUAGUGAGACUGACCAAGGGCUACGCCUCCAUUUGGAGGCACUCGUUGACCCUGUACUCCGGCAAGAAUGGCGAGGUGUUCAAGAUCGGUGAAUACUGCAUGGUCUUCAACGAGUCGCUCAACAUGAGCGAGCCAAAGCGGGCGGAGCAGCAGGCGGUGGCCAAUCCCGGUGGCCAGUUGGCCACAGUUCCUCCGACGGGACUUCCGGCUGGAAUUCCACAGCCUGUGGUGGCCUCUGCUCCAGGGGCUCCAGCUGCCCAAAGCACCGUGACCACAGCUCCUGCCCCGGCAGCCACCAGUGCUCCCCAGACGACAACGAAACCGGGCACUCGAGGCGGCCGAGGUGGCGGAGGACGGGGUGGCCUCAAGGGCGACCGACGGUAAGUGGUCUGGACACGUGGUCUAGGAUCGGGAACUUAGCGAACAAGAACCAAAACCUAGUAUUAAUGCUUAGCUUAAUGAUAAAUUUUCUCCUAACCAUGUCUUGUAAAGCGUUUUGAUUAUUCAACCUACGAACAAUGAGUGCUUAUAAAGUGUAACAGAUUGUUUCAAAUUAAUAAUAAUAUUUUUCAAAAAUAAAAAUGUUUCGGAAUAAGUUAACGUGGAACAAACAAAUUUAAACUUUCAUUUCAAUGAAAAGGUUUCUUUAGAGCUAAAAUUGUUUAGGCUGACUAAAAUUAUAUUUGCAAAUAUGAAUAAAAUAAUAAUAAUACAA
Messenger RNA from Drosophila biarmipes, 1001 nucleotides. RefSeq names its product SOSS complex subunit B homolog. NCBI's taxonomy places the organism in Eukaryota, Metazoa, Arthropoda, Insecta, Diptera, Drosophilidae. The coding region runs from base 83 to 670 and encodes 195 amino acids. Gene Ontology annotation, molecular function: DNA binding. The transcript has 2 exons. Gene Ontology annotation, cellular component: SOSS complex. Gene Ontology annotation, biological process: mitotic cell cycle checkpoint signaling; double-strand break repair via homologous recombination; response to ionizing radiation. The record is from RefSeq and is a predicted model, not a curated record.